AUGUCCAGGAACAAGGGACCUUCGCCGAAGCAGGACGUCUCGGCGGUGACGGCCGCCGCCCUGCAGGACCACAUCCUCCGGGAACGGCAGCUGCGGGGCCUCUCGGCGGCCCACAGCGCCCCGGCCCGGGCGCCGCCGCGGCAGGAGCGAGCCGCCCUCCGCGCCCUGCGGAGCAACGCCAAGGCCGUGGUGGACACGGGGCUGCGGAGAAGGGCCCGGCCCCCGCCCGCCGCCCUCCCUGGGACAGAGGAAGAGGCCGUGCUGGACCCCCGGCCACCAUCGCUGUCGCUGGCGCAGAAGCUGGGCCUGCUGCCCCCGCCGCCCCCGCCGCUGUCCCCUGCCGGCUGGGAGCGGGUGAAGCAGAGAUCUGUGGCAGAGGGCGACUCGGGGCGGCCGUGCCCCAUCUGCAGAGAGGAGUUCGAGCUAAAGCCACAGGUGCUGCUGUCCUGCUCCCACGUGUUCCACAGGGCGUGCCUCCAGUCUUUCGAGAAGUUCACCAGCAAGAAGAGCUGCCCCCUGUGCCGCAAGAGCCAGUACGAGACACGCCUCAUUCACGACGGGGCUCGGCUCUUCAGGGCCAGGUGCGCGACCAGGGUCCAGGCGUGCUGGCGGGGGCACGUGGUGAGGAGGUGGUACCGGCGCCUGAGGAGCACCGUGCCGCCCUCGGACCCAAAGCUGCGCAGGAAGUUCUUUGAAGACAAGUUCACAGAGAUCAGCCAGCGCCUGCUGUGCUCCUACCGCACGGACGUGGACGCACUGCUCUCGGAGGUGGAGCGCUGCCUGGCCCUCAACCGCGGCGUCCUGCGGCAGCUGGAGGUGGCCAGGGGCCGCGAGCUCUCGGCGCAGGACUGGGAGAAGAUCCAGGCGCAGGCGCUGCAGCGCGAGGGUGCCGACUGUCCCAUCUGCCUCAGCCCGCUGUGGGCGCCGGGGGCCGGCCGCCGGGCCACGGCCCUGCUGUCCUGCUCGCACCUGUUCCACCACGCCUGCCUCCUGGCCCUGGAGGAGUUCUCCCUGGGGGACACGUGCCCCUUCCAUGCUUGUCCCCUCUGCCGCUCCUGUUACCAAAAGAAAGUUCUGGAAUGUUGA
This is a messenger RNA of Sorex araneus (European shrew), 1086 nucleotides long. RefSeq names its product ring finger protein 32 (gene RNF32). NCBI's taxonomy places the organism in Eukaryota, Metazoa, Chordata, Mammalia, Eulipotyphla, Soricidae. The record is from RefSeq and is a predicted model, not a curated record. Gene Ontology annotation, molecular function: metal ion binding; protein binding. The transcript has 8 exons. Bases 1 to 1086 code for a protein of 361 amino acids.